Cyprinodon variegatus (sheepshead minnow) is the source of this 661-nucleotide messenger RNA. RefSeq names its product histone H2A-like. Bases 1 to 384 code for a protein of 127 amino acids. Gene Ontology annotation, cellular component: nucleosome. Gene Ontology annotation, molecular function: protein heterodimerization activity; DNA binding; structural constituent of chromatin. The transcript has a single exon. Lineage: Eukaryota; Metazoa; Chordata; Actinopteri; Cyprinodontiformes; Cyprinodontidae. The record is from RefSeq and is a predicted model, not a curated record.
AUGUCUGGACGUGGAAAGACCGGAGGCAAAGCCAGGGCUAAGGCCAAGACCCGCUCAUCCAGAGCUGGGCUGCAGUUUCCCGUCGGCCGUGUUCACAGGCUGCUGAGGAAGGGCAACUACGCUGAACGCGUCGGCGCCGGAGCUCCAGUUUAUCUGGCCGCAGUGCUCGAGUAUCUCACUGCUGAGAUCCUGGAGCUGGCUGGAAACGCUGCCCGUGACAACAAGAAAACCAGGAUCAUCCCCCGCCAUCUGCAGCUGGCUGUCCGCAACGACGAGGAGCUCAACAAGCUGCUUGGUGGAGUCACCAUCGCUCAGGGUGGAGUUCUCCCCAACAUCCAGGCUGUUCUGCUGCCCAAGAAAACCGAGAAGCCCGCAAAGAAGUAAAACUGCUGGACUUCACAUCAAACACAACGGCUCUUUUAAGAGCCACCCACAUCUUUCUCAAGAGCACAUUUCUGUUAAAACGUGACAUAUUUUACUCUUGUUCUGGGGAUAAAAACAAAAGGUUCCUAGACAUAAGACUUAAUUAAAAUAAAGUAACCAAAUCUCGAGAACGCUAUAGAGUACUUACUAAACCUGACUAGACACUAGAUGAUUCAAGCCCAUCCGAGUAAAAGUUUUAAAUGAGUCGGAAACUCAAAUCUUAAGAGUGUCUUUAUGU